AUGGAUUUUGGUGCAUUGGAAACAGUGGUAGCCAAUUCAGCGUAUAUAACAGCUCGUGGUAGCUUUGAUGGAGGCUUCAACCCUCAAAUUACAAGAAAUAAGAAGUUUCGUGCCAAGCUUAAACUGCCUCCACUAUCAGAUUGUGAGCAUCUAAAGGAUCAGCUUGAUCUGGAAUUUGACAAUAUUUGUGUCAAGCAACCCAUUGGAAAGAAGUUGUUUCAGGAGUUUCUGGGAACUGUGGAGCAAUUCGUCCCUGCUCUAGAAAUUUGGGGUGAUAUUGAGGAUUACGAUGUUGCCGAGGAUGAGGACAGGUUGCAAAAAGCUGUUGGCAUCAUCAACAAAUAUCUUGAAACACAUUCAAAAUAUUUUUGUAUCUAUUUAGAUGAGAAAAUAAUUGCACCAGUAGUUGAGGAGUGCAACAAGGUCCCGGAUGGGCUUUUUAAAGAGCUACUUCAAUCUACUUUGGAUUAUUUAAAGGAAAAUGCAUUUUCACAGUACAAGGAGGGAAAAAUCUUUUCCAGAUUUCUUCAAUGGAAAUGGCUAGAAGCUCAGCCCGUUGGAGAGGACUGGUUCAUGGACUUUAGAAUUCUUGGCAAAGGUGGAUUUGGGGAGGUUUCAGCUUCUCAAAUGAGGGCAACAGGGAAAAUGUAUGCUUGCAAGAAACUCAACAAGAAACGCUUGAAGAAAAGAAAGGGAUUUGAUGGUGCCAUGGUGGAAAAAAGGAUUCUUGCUAAAGUUCACAGUAGAUUUAUUGUCUCUCUGGCAUAUGCAUACCAAACAAAAAAUGAAGUCUGCUUAAUUAUGACCAUAAUGAAUGGAGGUGACCUACGGUUCCACAUUUACAAUGUUGAUGAGGAAAAUCCAGGUCUUGAUGAACCUCGAGCCUGUUUUUACACUGCUCAGAUCAUAUGUGGCAUGGAACACUUACAUCAAAACAGGAUCAUCUAUCGGGAUCUGAAACCAGAAAAUGUAUUAUUAGAUAAUGAUGGAAAUGUCCGUAUUUCUGACCUUGGGCUUGCUGUGGAACUGAAGGAAAAGAAAAACAAAACCAAGGGCUAUGCUGGAACUCCAGGAUUUAUGGCUCCAGAAUUGCUGAAUGGAGAAGAAUAUGAUUACUCAGUGGAUUACUUUUCCUUGGGUGUAACUCUGUAUGAGAUGAUUGCUGCACGCGGGCCAUUUCGGUGCCGAGGAGAAAAGGUCGAACCCAAGGAGUUAAAGAGCAGAAUCAUAAACGAUGCAGUAACAUACACAGAGAAGUUUAGUGAUGAGUGUAAAUCAUUCUGUGAAGCCUUACUGGAGAAAGAUGCAAAGAAAAGGCUCGGGUUUAGAAAUGGAAAUUGUAAUGAUCUGCGUGUAGUUCCUUUCUUCAGAGAAAUAAACUGGAGGAAGCUUGAAGCUGGUAUUCUUCUACCACCUUUCACCCCUGACUCAAGAACUGUCUACGCAAAGGAUAUUCAGGAUGUUGGGGCAUUUUCAACAGUUAAAGGGGUCAACAUUGAAGAAAAUGACAAGCAGUUAUUUGACGAGUUUGCUUCAGGCAAUAUCCCUUUACCAUGGCAGGAGGAAAUGAUUGAGACUGGCAUUUAUGAUGAACUAAAUGCAGAAUUAAAUGAUGUCAGAAGAUAUUCCACAGCUAAUGACAACUCGGCUAAGUCUGGAGUAUGCCAAAUUGCAUAG
This is a messenger RNA of Nanorana parkeri, 1677 nucleotides long. RefSeq names its product G protein-coupled receptor kinase 1 (gene GRK1). Gene Ontology annotation, molecular function: rhodopsin kinase activity; ATP binding. NCBI's taxonomy places the organism in Eukaryota, Metazoa, Chordata, Amphibia, Anura, Dicroglossidae. The transcript has 7 exons. Bases 1 to 1677 code for a protein of 558 amino acids. Gene Ontology annotation, biological process: protein phosphorylation; regulation of opsin-mediated signaling pathway; signal transduction. Gene Ontology annotation, cellular component: cytoplasm. The record is from RefSeq and is a predicted model, not a curated record.